UACACUACUACUGCUACCCGAUCAAAACAGUUUUUCUUCUCCUUCUUCUUCUUCUCUCCUUCAAUGGAAGACGAAAUCAACAGAGAACUCGACCUUCUCCCAUCCUCGCGCUCCGAAUCCUCCCUCCUCCGCCUCCGCUCGGCGGUCUCCUCCUCCUCCACCACAGACUGCGGCGGCGGCGGAGGCGGAGGCGCCACCCCCUCUCUCGACCUGCAGCUCUCCAUCAGCGUGAGGCCGCCCGCGGCCGUGCUCAUGUGCGACGGCGUGGACGCGCUCAAGUGGCAGGCCGCGGAGCAAAUCCGCCUCGCUGCGAUGGAGAAAGCCUACGCGGAGCGGGUGAGGGAGCUCACCCGCCGCGAGAUGGAGAUGGCGCAGUCGGAGUUCGCACGUGCGCGCCAAAUGUGGGAGCGUGCGAGAGAAGAGGUUGAGCGCGCCGAGAGGAUCAAGGAACGAGCCACCAGAAAGGUAGAUUCCACGUGCAUGGAGAUCACUUGCCAUUCCUGUAGGCAAAGGUUCAGGCCCGCUUAAAUGAAAAUUUGAUCCACAAAAAAAACAAUUCACAUUUCUCUGUUCCCGUUUUUUUUUUUUUUUCUUUCUGUUUUCUAACCAACCAACUCGACCAAGCAGAAUAACACCCCUCUUAAUUAACCCUUUUUGCUUCAUCACAAAUUAUUUAGUUUAGUUACAGUUAGUUAAUUAGCACCGUACGUGUGUGUCUCUCAGUGUGUAAAUGUUUUAAUUUAAUUUCCUUCUAUGCUUUGUUAUAUGUUUGGCGAUGAACAGACAGCACAAUUAAUUAAUACUUACGUACCCGAGUGAGGUCCC
This is a messenger RNA of Glycine soja, 825 nucleotides long. RefSeq names its product zinc finger protein SHOOT GRAVITROPISM 5-like. Gene Ontology annotation, cellular component: nucleus. The coding region runs from base 64 to 528 and encodes 154 amino acids. The record is from RefSeq and is a predicted model, not a curated record. Gene Ontology annotation, biological process: gravitropism. Lineage: Eukaryota; Viridiplantae; Streptophyta; Magnoliopsida; Fabales; Fabaceae. The transcript has a single exon.